AUGUCAAUAUCAUGUGCCAUGUAUUCGAUGAUUAAUGUAUCAAUCCUAUUGCUAUCUCUCGCGUGUACGGUGAACUCAUUGAAACCUGCAACGAAGUAUUCGAAGCAGGCUAUUGAUGUGAAAGGUGCUCCAUCGCAAAAUGUGGUAAAUGCAUCUUCGUUCCCGGUGCUGAUGUCGUAUCAUUAUUCUUCCCGAGAUUCUGAAGCUAUAUUCAUCAUGUCAACGUGCACCUUAAAUUAUCGAUGGGAUGGUGUUGCACUCAGCAAGGCUCAAAAAUCAAUCGUCGCGUUUGAAGUAGUGGACGGUGCUCAAGUUGUGAAAUCGAGUUAUGUGGAGCCUGCCGUGACUAUCAACUGGCAAACAAAUCAACGACAAAUGCCUGAAGCUUGUCAAGUCAAACGGUGGGAUGAGGUGCUUUUCGUAGUGAUAUGCCCCAAAUUGGGGCGCGAAGUUACCGCGACAUUGUCCAUGCACGCUGGAUCCGAGCGCGUUGAAAUCUGGGAAGGCGUACAUGUUAGCAUCGACCGCGAUGCGCUUCCAACAAGGCAGGUGCAAGUAUGUAGCAUGGACGGCAAACCUGGGGAUGAGAAUGUCGACAGAAUGUUGAACCACGCUGCGUACUACAGUGCCAUUGGCGUUGAUGCUGUUCGCCUGUAUUAUCGCGGGGGGUGGGGUGCGCCUGGGUUUUCAGAUGAAUUGGGCUCCGAGGAGCUCGCCGCGUGGAUACAGUCAGGGAAGCUUGAGAUAGUACCUUGGAAUCCAUCCUGGGACAUGACUCCCAGCAAUGAUGCAUGGAAGGCUCCUGAGCCUGCCGGCUGGGAAUGCGCAGGUGACGGGCCAGCAUAUCUAGAUUGCUUGUAUAUGGCCAAGGGCAGCGUUGAUUGGCUCGGAGUUGUACAACAAGACGAGUUUUACCAUCCUCAGAAACAGAAGCACUUGCGGAAAAUAUUGGCAUCCAUUCCGCCUGACAUCGAUUAUUUGGUGUACACGUUGUACGAGUGGAAUGCAACCCGUCCGGGGAAGGUGUCUAAUUAUCUGGCGGAUCUGACAGAAGAGCACGUUCUGCGAAGUCCAUAUAUUGGAGCUGACGGCGGGACAGCGUGGGGGGUUCUUGUCCGCCCUCGUUCGGCAGUUCAUCUCGGUGCUCAAGGUGCAGUUCUUUCCAGUGACGAGGCGCUUGGUCGAUACCUGGACCCUGAAGGAGAACUUGUUAUGGAGCAUUUCACUAAGCAUCCAAACGUGAGGUUUUCACGAGACAUCCGUGUGAACACCACUGCAGUCAAUGUCAGAUCAUUGGACGACCAAGCACAGACCCUUUCAGAGACCGAAUUAGACGAGUCACAUUUUCUCGAAUAUCAGCCCUACGCAGUGUGGAAGGAGGAGUGGGCAGUUAAAGUGGCAGCUGUCCGAAAACACAUAAGACACAUGUACAUGUGA
Molecule: messenger RNA, 1437 nt
Organism: Prorocentrum cordatum
Lineage: Eukaryota; Dinophyceae; Prorocentrales; Prorocentraceae
Source: the annotation of a GenBank genome assembly